Scatophagus argus is the source of this 756-nucleotide messenger RNA. Its product is annotated as stonustoxin subunit alpha-like. Gene Ontology annotation, molecular function: protein binding. NCBI's taxonomy places the organism in Eukaryota, Metazoa, Chordata, Actinopteri, Scatophagidae. The coding region runs from base 31 to 726 and encodes 231 amino acids. The record is from RefSeq and is a predicted model, not a curated record. The transcript is spliced from 2 exons.
CAUCUGAGUGAAGGUUGAUGAAGAUCAGUGAUGAGGAAGCUUCUGAAGGUUCAUUCUGACUUUGUUUCUUCCUCCAGGGUGGAACCUGGUGGAGAUCAGUGGCUGAAACCUGGACUGAGGAAGUAUGCCUGUGAACUCACAGUGGACACAAACACAGUAAACACAAACCUCAAACUGUCUGACAACAACAGGAAGGUGACAUUUGAGACAGAGGAGCAGCCUCAUCCUGAUCACCCAGAGAGGUUUGACUACUGUCAGCUGCUGUGUAGAACUGGUCUGACUGGUCGUCAUUACUGGGAGGUCGAGUGGACUGGAGGAGUUUAUUUAUCAGUGGCUUACAAAGGAAUCACAAGGAAAGGAUACAGUGAUGACUGUCUGUUUGGAGGGAAUCAUCAGUCCUGGAGUCUGAGGUGCUCUGAUGAAGGUUUCUCUGUGUGGCACAAUAAGAGAAGAACAGACCUCCGUUCCUCCCCCUCCUCCUCCCCCGCCUCCUCCUUCCCCUCCUCCUCCUCCUCAUCCCCCAACCCCUCCUUCCCCUCCUCCUCCUCCUCUGUCUCUCACAGAGUUGCAGUGUAUGUGGACUGUCCUGCUGGCACGCUGUCCUUCUACAGAGUCUCCUGUGACACUCUGAUCCACCUCCACACCUUCAACGCCACAUUCACUGAACCUCUUCAUGCUGGAUUUGGGUUCUGUUCAUUCGGUUCAGUGUCUCUGUGUUCAGUGUAGGAGGGAGAGUCUCCUCCUGUUAGAGAAACA